Messenger RNA from Symphalangus syndactylus (siamang), 2909 nucleotides. It is a transcript of the gene MTA1, whose product is annotated as metastasis associated 1. Gene Ontology annotation, biological process: negative regulation of transcription by RNA polymerase II; response to ionizing radiation; double-strand break repair. Gene Ontology annotation, molecular function: transcription coactivator activity; histone deacetylase binding; chromatin binding. Gene Ontology annotation, cellular component: NuRD complex; nucleoplasm. The record is from RefSeq and is a predicted model, not a curated record. NCBI's taxonomy places the organism in Eukaryota, Metazoa, Chordata, Mammalia, Primates, Hylobatidae.
GUCCCUGCGCGGCCUCGGCGGCCUCGGCGGCGGCGGCGGCGGCGGCGGCGGCAGCAGCGCGGCCCCUUUAAACGCCUGCGGCGCCCCCCGCCCCCGCCAUCGCGCCUCCAUUUUCCCGGCCGCCCGCGCCGAGCGCCGCGCCCGCCCCGGGCCCCUCCGCCGCCGCCGGCCCGGACAUGGCCGCCAACAUGUACAGGGUCGGAGACUACGUCUACUUCGAGAACUCCUCCAGCAACCCAUAUCUGAUCCGGAGGAUCGAGGAGCUCAACAAGACAGCCAAUGGGAACGUGGAGGCCAAAGUGGUGUGCUUCUACCGGAGGCGGGACAUCUCCAGCACCCUCAUCGCCCUGGCCGACAAGCACGCAACCCUGUCAGUCUGCUAUAAGGCCGGACCGGGGGCGGACAACGGCGAGGAAGGGGAAAUAGAAGAGGAGAUGGAGAAUCCGGAAAUGGUGGACCUGCCCGAGAAACUAAAGCACCAGCUGCGGCAUCGGGAGCUGUUCCUCUCCCGGCAGCUAGAGUCCCUGCCCGCCACGCACAUCAGGGGCAAGUGCAGCGUCACCCUGCUCAACGAGACCGAGUCGCUCAAGUCCUACCUGGAGCGGGAGGAUUUCUUCUUCUAUUCUCUAGUCUACGACCCACAGCAGAAGACCCUGCUGGCAGAUAAAGGAGAGAUUCGAGUAGGAAACCGGUACCAGGCAGACAUCACCGACUUGUUAAAAGAAGGCGAGGAGGAUGGCCGAGACCAGUCCAAGCUGGAGACCAAGGUGUGGGAGGCGCACAACCCACUCACAGACAAGCAGAUCGACCAGUUCCUGGUGGUGGCCCGCUCCGUGGGCACCUUCGCACGGGCCCUGGACUGCAGCAGCUCUGUCCGACAGCCCAGCCUGCACAUGAGCGCCGCAGCUGCCUCCCGAGACAUCACCCUGUUCCACGCCAUGGAUACUCUCCACAAGAACAUCUAUGACAUCUCUAAGGCUAUCUCGGCGCUGGUACCGCAGGGCGGGCCCGUGCUCUGCAGGGACGAGAUGGAGGAGUGGUCUGCAUCAGAGGCCAACCUUUUCGAGGAAGCCCUGGAAAAAUAUGGGAAGGAUUUCACGGACAUUCAGCAAGAUUUUCUCCCGUGGAAGUCGCUGACCAGCAUCAUUGAGUACUACUACAUGUGGAAGACCACUGACAGAUACGUGCAGCAGAAACGCUUGAAAGCAGCUGAAGCUGAGAGCAAGUUAAAGCAAGUUUAUAUUCCCAACUAUAACAAGCCAAACCCAAACCAAAUCAGCGUCAACAAUGUCAAGGCCGGUGUGGUGAACGGCACAGGAGCGCCGGGCCAGAGCCCUGGGGCUGGCCGGGCCUGCGAGAGCUGUUACACCACACAGUCUUACCAGUGGUAUUCUUGGGGUCCCCCUAACAUGCAGUGUCGUCUCUGCGCAUCUUGUUGGACAUAUUGGAAGAAAUAUGGUGGCUUGAAAAUGCCAACCCGGUUAGAUGGAGAGAGGCCAGGACCAAACCGCAGUAACAUGAGUCCCCACGGCCUCCCAGCCCGGAGCAGCGGGAGCCCCAAGUUUGCCAUGAAGACCAGGCAGGCUUUCUAUCUGCACACGACGAAGCUGACGCGGAUCGCCCGGCGCCUGUGCCGUGAGAUCCUGCGCCCGUGGCACGCUGCACGGCACCCCUACCUGCCCAUCAACAGCGCGGCCAUCAAGGCCGAGUGCACGGCGCGGCUGCCCGAAGCCUCCCAGAGCCCACUGGUGCUGAAGCAGGCGGUGCGCAAGCCGCUGGAAGCCGUGCUUCGGUAUCUUGAGACCCACCCCCGCCCCCCCAAGCCUGACCCCGUGAAAAGCGUGUCCAGCGUGCUCAGCAGCCUGACGCCCGCCAAGGCGGCCCCCGUCAUCAACAACGGCUCCCCCACCAUCCUGGGCAAGCGCAGCUACGAGCAGCACAACGGGGUGGACGGCAACAUGAAGAAGCGCCUCUUGAUGCCCAGUAGGGGUAAGGCCUGGGGUCUGGCAAACCACGGACAGACCAGGCACAUGGGACCAAGCCGGAACCUCCUGCUCAACGGGAAGUCCUACCCCACCAAAGUGCGCCUGAUCCGGGGGGGCUCCCUGCCCCCAGUCAAGCGGCGGCGGAUGAACUGGAUCGACGCCCCGGAUGACGUGUUCUAUAUGGCCACAGAGGAGACCAGGUGGGGCCUUCCCAGGGCAGGCGGGAGGGCUCCGCACAGCGUCCCGGCCCUCACCACCACCUCUGCCCACAGGAAGAUCCGCAAGCUGCUCUCAUCUUCGGAAACCAAGCGUGCUGCCCGCCGGCCCUACAAGCCCAUCGCCCUGCGCCAGAGCCAGGCCCUGCCGCUGCGGCCACCGCCGCCUGCGCCCGUCAACGACGAGCCCAUUGUCAUCGAGGAUUAGGGGCUGCCCCCACCUGCGGCCGCCCCCGCCCCUCGCCCGCCCACACGGCCCCUUCCCAGCCAGCCCGCCGCCCGCCCCUCAGUUUGGUAGUGCCCCACCUCCCGCCCUCACCUGCAGAGAAACGCGCUCCUUGGCGGACACUGGGGGAGGAGAGGAAGAAGCGCGGCUAACUUAUUCCGAGAAUGCUGAGGAGUUGUCGUUUUUAGCUUUGUGUUUACUUUUUGGCUGGAGCGGAGAUGAGGGGCCACCCCAUGCCCCUGUGCUGCGGGGCCUUUUGCCCGGAGGCCGGGCCCUAAGGUUUUGUUGUGUUCUGUUGAAGGUGCCAUUUUAAAUUUUAUUUUUAUUACUUUUUUUGUAGAUGAACUUGAGCUCUGUAACUUACACCCGGAAUGUUCGGAUCGUGCGGCCGCGGCCUGGCGGGGUCGGCCCCUUGUCUUUUCAAGUAAUUUUCAUAUUAAACAAAAACAAAGAAAAAAAAUCUUAUAAAAAGGAAAAAACCAA